Messenger RNA from Medioppia subpectinata, 1026 nucleotides. Lineage: Eukaryota; Metazoa; Arthropoda; Arachnida; Sarcoptiformes; Oppiidae. The record is from the annotation of a GenBank genome assembly.
AUGGGAACCAAACCUGGAAAUCCUAUAAUCCGUGUCAAUGGCCACACUAUCGCACACUAUCACAGCCAACAACAACCACCACAACCAUUGCAGACACAGUCAAACCCGUUUCAAGCACACCAGCAAACAUCGACACCAAAAACAUCAUUUCCCGGUAUUAAUGGCUAUAACUAUAAUAAAAGUGAUGACAACAACAAUAGACAGUCAGCCGCAGGGGUCGGCUCCGGGACUCCCAAAGCCAUAGACUUACUGCAACAGAUCGGACCGUUCGCCGAGUCGUCUACCAUAGUGUUUGAGUGUUCGUCGAGUGGUGGGCGACCCCUACCCGAAGUGCGCUGGUAUAACGGCACGCGAGCCAUGCGGGCCAAAUUCACCGUGCUCACCGAUGGCAACGAUCAGGACCAUGGUGAUGCUCUAAUUAGUAACGGUGGUGAUUUAUCUACCGGCGGUACAGGUGCUGGUGGGGCUGGACCUACCGUGACGGCCACCAUGCGUAUCAUAGCCACCCGAUACGAUCUGGGUGCAAAGUUUGAGUGUCGCGUGUGGAAUAAUGCCACCCUGGUGCCCCUGUAUCAAUGGAUUAGGCUGGAUAUCCAGGUGAAACCGUUGCAGUUGACAGUGAGGGGCCCGACACAGGCCGUUGUUGCUGGUGAGAUGGUCAGUCUAACGUGCUCGGUCGAUGGCGCCCGACCGGCCGCUAAUAUAACCUGGUAUAAUAGGUCCGAAGUGGUCGCCCCUCACCCCCUGCCUAGUACUGAUUUGAUGAGCGAUGGCACUUAUAGGACGUCGAGCACACUGGUGUUUAUAGCAUCUAGACACGAUCACCUUGGUGACUUUUUCUGCAAGGGCUCCAAUCAAGUGCUCCGCAGCCGUAAUGAAGUGCCACUACUUCAGGGAACGCGACUACAAGUGCUCUGUAAGUACUCAAUACAUUCAAUCAUUACAUACCUGUCCACAACAUUACGGCGCGCGCUUAAUUACCCCAAUGCUAUCACUAUAGUUUAUAAGUUAAUUGGCGAAUCAUAA